This is a messenger RNA of Myotis myotis, 1100 nucleotides long. It is a transcript of the gene HRAS, whose product is annotated as HRas proto-oncogene, GTPase. Bases 205 to 786 code for a protein of 193 amino acids. Lineage: Eukaryota; Metazoa; Chordata; Mammalia; Chiroptera; Vespertilionidae. The transcript has 6 exons. Gene Ontology annotation, molecular function: GTP binding; GDP binding; GTPase activity. Gene Ontology annotation, biological process: Ras protein signal transduction; cellular senescence. Gene Ontology annotation, cellular component: plasma membrane. The record is from RefSeq and is a predicted model, not a curated record.
GCGGGGCGUGCGCGGCCCGAGCGAGUGUCCGCCACCCGCGCUCGAGUCCGCCGUCCGCAGCCGGAGCCGCACCCGCCGCGGUCGGAGCCCAUGCACCGGGGGAGCCGCGCGCCCCGGCCCCCGCCCCGGCCCCGGGGGUAGUCGCGCCUGUGAGCGGUGGGACAGGAGGCCACCGCAGCAUCCUGAGCCGCAGCCCCAGGAGCGAUGACCGAGUACAAGCUGGUGGUGGUGGGGGCCGGAGGUGUGGGGAAGAGCGCCCUGACCAUCCAGCUCAUCCAGAACCACUUCGUGGACGAGUACGACCCCACCAUCGAGGACUCCUACCGGAAGCAAGUGGUCAUUGACGGGGAGACGUGUCUGCUGGACAUUCUGGACACGGCGGGCCAGGAGGAGUACAGUGCCAUGCGGGACCAGUACAUGCGCACCGGGGAGGGCUUCCUCUGUGUGUUCGCCAUCAACAACACCAAGUCUUUCGAGGACAUCCACCAGUACCGAGAGCAGAUCAAGCGGGUGAAGGACUCGGACGACGUGCCCAUGGUGCUGGUAGGGAACAAGUGUGACCUGGCUGCACGUACUGUGGAGUCUCGGCAGGCGCAGGACCUCGCCCGCAGCUAUGGCAUCCCCUACAUUGAGACUUCCGCCAAGACGCGCCAGGGCAGCCGCUCUGGCUCUGGCUCUGGCUCCAGCUCCGGGACCCCCAUGACCCAGCUGCCCCUCGCGCUGGCGUGGAGGACGCCUUCUACACGCUGGUGCGUGAGAUCCGGCAGCACAAGGUGCGCAAGCUGAGCCCGCCGGACGAGGGCGGCCCUGGCUGCAUGAGCUGCAAGUGCCUGCUCUCCUGACGACCCUGUGGGUCCUGUGUGCCCGCCCCGCACAGGAGCCCCGGAGGUGCCGGAUGCCGGGAGGAGGGGAAGGAAGGAAGGAAGUGCCGCCAAAGCCCGGCCAGCCCAGGGCUGGGGACAGAGCGACCGUGGGCCUCCCAGGAUGCUUUGCACAGACUGGUGAACUGAGGCCUCCGGCCCCAGCCGCGCCUCUAUUUGCAGCCCGGCCCGGCCCACUGGGCGCAGGUUCUGUUGCAGUAAAUUAUUUGAUGGUCUUGA